UUUUGACAAGGCAAAUAUUGACGUUGCUGCUGAUAAUGUUGAUGUGAUGAAGAAUUUGCUGAAAGAACAUUCGACGACCGGCAAAACAAUUUUCAAUGCAGAGCAAGAGAGUGUGCUGAUGAAAUACCUUCUUGACGCCAGCAACAUCAACUAUGGAUUGAGUUUGAAGGAACUGCGAAAACUUGCAUAUGAAUAUGCUAAUAAGAUCGGCAUUUCGUAUCCGAACUCAUGGAAUGCCAACAAAGAGGCAAGUACGGAUUGGCAAUUGGCCUUCAUGAAACGUCACCGGAAUUUGUCAUUACGAACAGCGGAACAAGUGAGUCAGAAUCGUGCAAAGUCUUUCACCAAAGAGAAUGUCGAUGCCUUCUUCAACAAUCUGUCGUCUGUGCUCAGUGCCACCCAGUUCGAAUCGCAUCGAAUUUGGAACAUGGACGAAUGUCCAUGCCCGACUGUGCCAACGAAAGUAGUCAAAACAAUUGCACCGAAAGGAAAAAAGCGUGUAGGAACAUCAACAUCUGCCGAGAGAGGCACAAAUGUGACUCUAGCAUUGUCCAAUGACACGCUACAGCGUAAUGAAGAAAAGGGCUAG
Messenger RNA from Anastrepha ludens (Mexican fruit fly), 589 nucleotides. RefSeq lists its product as uncharacterized. NCBI's taxonomy places the organism in Eukaryota, Metazoa, Arthropoda, Insecta, Diptera, Tephritidae. The record is from RefSeq and is a predicted model, not a curated record. The coding region runs from base 47 to 589 and encodes 180 amino acids. The transcript has 3 exons.